This is a messenger RNA of Moneuplotes crassus, 1218 nucleotides long. The record is from the annotation of a GenBank genome assembly. NCBI's taxonomy places the organism in Eukaryota, Ciliophora, Spirotrichea, Euplotida, Euplotidae.
GUUUUCAAAAUAAUUAUAAUUAAAAUAAUUUUAAAGUAAUUAUGGACGAAGAAGUUACCGCAGUCGUCAUUGACAAUGGCUCAGGAAUGUCAAAGGCAGGAUUCGCAGGAGAUGAUGCUCCAAGAGCAGUCUUCCCAACUAUUGUUGGAAGACCCAAAAUGCCAGGAAUGAUGGUAGGCCUUGACCAGAAAGAGGUCUAUGUCGGGGAAGAAGCCCAAACCAAGAGAGGUGUGCUCAAGACUGAAUAUCCUAUUGAAGCUGGGUUUGUCAAAGACUGGGAUGAUAUGGAAAAAGUCUGGAAUCAUACUAUUUAUAACGAACUCAGAGUUUCUCCAGAAGAGCAUCCUUGAUUAUUGACUGAAGCCCCUCUAAAUCCAAAGAAGAAUAAAGAAACAAUGACUCAGAUUAUGUUCGAAGUAUUUAAUGUUCCUUGUCUCUAUGUACAACAACAAUCAGUCUUAGCCUUGUACUCUUCUGGAAGAACGACUGGUCUUGUUCUUGAUUCUGGAGAAGGUGUCUCAAAUACCGUUCCAAUCUAUGAAGGAUACUCAAUCCCACAUGCUAUCGAGAGAAUUAAUUUAGCGGGUAGCCAUAUCACAAAGUACUUGCAAGGACUUUUAAAAGACAAGGGCAAGAACUUCUCUACUGAUGCUGGUCUAGAAACCGUCAGAGAUAUUAAAGAAAGACUUUGCUACGUUGUUCAUCAAAACUUUGACUCAGUACUAAAGGAAUCAGCCGAAAAUAACUCAGUUGAAAAAACUUAUGACCUUCCUGAUAACAGCAGUAUAACUAUUGGAAAUGAGAGAUUCAGAUGCCCAGAAAUCCUCUUCCAACCAAGCCAUGCUGGCUAUGAGAUGUUUGGAAUUCAUAAAUAUGCAUAUGACUCUAUAAUGAAAUGUGACAUUGACAUCAGAAAAGACCUCUUCAGUAAUAUUAUUCUCGCAGGAGGAACUACUCUCUUCGAGGGCAUUGGAGAAAGAAUGUGGUAUGAGAUCCAUCAACUCGCAUCCUCUAGCAAGAUUAAAGUCUUGACUCCGCCUGAAAGAAACUACUGUGUCUGGCUUGGUGGUUCUAUUCUUGCUGCUCUAUCUACUUUCCAGACAAUGUGGAUCAACAAAUCAGAAUAUGAUGACUCAGGUCCAGGAAUCAUUCACAGAAAGUGCUUCUAACUAAUAGCAGACUAAUUAUUUGCCUGAGAGUAUUUUCAAAUUUAAUUUG